This is a messenger RNA of Cheilinus undulatus (humphead wrasse), 1446 nucleotides long. RefSeq names its product regulator of G protein signaling 9a (gene rgs9a). The record is from RefSeq and is a predicted model, not a curated record. NCBI's taxonomy places the organism in Eukaryota, Metazoa, Chordata, Actinopteri, Labriformes, Labridae. Gene Ontology annotation, biological process: intracellular signal transduction; regulation of G protein-coupled receptor signaling pathway; G protein-coupled receptor signaling pathway. The transcript is spliced from 17 exons. The coding region runs from base 1 to 1446 and encodes 481 amino acids.
AUGACAAUUAGAACAGCCCGUCCAGACCGGAUUCAACAUUUCCGGCCUUAUGCACACUGCCUCAAAAAGGUGGAGGCCAUUGUGGUGGAGAUGCAGGACCCAAAAAGUGGUGUCAAGGGCUCGGAGCAGAAACUCAACGUCACCACUAUUCCACAUGUCAUCUCUGGCAAGGAUGUCAUUGCAUGGAUUGCCAACAAGUUGAAGAACACUGUAGAAGAGGCUCAGGCUUUUGGCACCAUGUUGGUUGCUUAUGGCUACAUCUACCCCCUGCAGAAUCAUAAGAAGCUGGUCAUGUGCAAUGAUGCAAGCCUUUACCGGUUCCAGACCCCGUACUUCUGGCCUACACAGAAAUGGUUUGCAGAGGACAGUGACUAUGCAAUUUACCUGGCUAAGAGGAACAUCCGGAAGAAAGGCAUGCUGGAGCCUUAUGAACAGGCGCAUUACAAUCGCCUCCACGAAUGGCUGAACCACAAGUGGGACUUUAUCGUGAUGCAAGCCACUGAGCAGUACAAGGCAGGUAGGGAGAGAAAGAAGCCAGAUCGUGUGGUGUUUGACUGCCAGGAGAGGGCUUAUUGGAUAGUGAACAGGCCACCGCGUCGCACUCACAGUGCUAUGGAUGUUGGCCCAGAGCGCCUCAUUGAUCCCAACCAGGAUGAGAAAAUCAGCUUUGACCAGUACAGACGCAUGAACAUGUUCUAUCAACAAGCCAUCAUGAGGUCAAAGGUCAAAUCCAGUGUGUCCCUUGGAGCACUGGUCAAGUUUAUCACAACCUACAAAAACCAUGACCCAUUCCUGGCUCCUUGUUUACCCAGCAACCCCUGGCAAACUGACAAUGACACGUACUGGAAUCUCAACAUGAGAAGAGUUGAUGUCCCCACCAAGAUGCGUGUGGAGCGCUGGUCCUUCAGCUUCUUUGAACUUCUGAGUGACCUGAGAGGCCGAGAUGACUUCAAGAUCUUCCUCAAGAAGGAGUUUAGUGGGGAAAACUUGGCUUUUUGGGAGGCAGCUGAAGAGAUGAAGCUAGGCACUGCAUCUUCCAUGACAGCAAAAGCUGAGACAAUCUUCAAGACCUUUCUGGCCCCUGGUGCUCCGCGCUGGAUCAACAUCGAUGGCAGGACAAUGGGUUUGACAGUAAAAGGCUUGGAGCAUCCGCACCGCUAUGUGCUGGAAGCAGCCCAGACACACGUCUUUCUGCUCAUGAAGAAGGAUACUUUCUUCCGGUAUCUCAAAUCACCAGUGUACAAAGAAAUCCAGAAGAAAGCACUGAACCCUGAGCCUCAUAACUUCAGCCCAGCACAGCUGGAGCAAAAUGCUCAGAACCGAAGUGCAGGCAUCCAUCCAAUCAUUCUCUGGAAGCAGGAGGAGGAGGAAAAGGCCAAAGCUGCUGCUGCUGCUGCUCCUGUUGAUGUCAAGGCUAUGAUGAGCAAAAUAGACAGAAAGAAGUAG